CUCUUUCCCUUUCUCUCUUGGAUCAGUUGGAGUUGAAAUAAAUCUCUCUCUUCUCUGUCUUCCAUUAUAAUUGUAAUUUCCCCGAAUCUUAGUACACCACCUUAAAUAUCAGUCUGAUGACACAUGACAGGCUUGUUUUCCUUGAAAAAAAACCCUACAAGCCUACAACACAUAUUUAAAGAACCCAAACCACCUCUCAUUUUUAUUUGCAGGGUGCGCACUUUUAACAAAAGAAAUAAACCUUCUACUUAACAGAACUUAAAUUCCUCUUUACAGAAAAACCCAUCUAUUUUUUCCUAUCUUUUUUAUUCUUCUUCAACAAUACAACUUUUUUCAUCCAUUCUAAGAGGCAUGUCAAGUUUAUAUACCCACAGCUUCUUAUCUGGAAGAGCUAUUUCUCCACUAAUAAGGAGCACCCCAGACAUCGACAGUCAGUACUUGGCAGAACUAUUAGCUGAACAUCAGAAGCUUGGACCUUUUGUGCAAGUUCUUCCGAUAUGUAACCGACUGUUGAAUCAAGAGAUUAUACGAGUCUCUGGGAUGGUCUCCAACCAAGGCUUUGGUGAAUAUGACAGACUGCAGCAUGGAAGUCCCAGCCCCCUGGCAUCUUCAAAUCUUGUGUCACAUGUUGGAGGAACAGGUAUCAGUGCUUGGAAUGGCUUUUCCCAAGAGAGAUUAGGUGGGCUACAAGGGAUGACAAUGGACUGGCAAGGGGGAUCGACAAGCCCAAGUUCGUAUGUUGUCAAGAAGAUUUUGCGCUUGGAAAUUCCAGUAGAUACUUUUCCAAAUUUCAAUUUUGUUGGGCGACUUCUUGGCCCCAGAGGCAAUUCACUAAAAAGGGUGGAAGCAUCUACAGGCUGCCGUGUGUACAUUAGAGGAAAAGGUUCCAUAAAAGACCCAGGCAAUGAGGAGAAGCUAAGGGGAAGACCAGGUUACGAGCACCUCAAUGAUCCACUUCACAUUUUGGUUGAGGCUGAGUUACCUGUCAAUAUUGUUGAUAUAAGGCUGAGACAAGCCCAAGAAAUUAUAGAGGAAUUGCUUAAACCUGUGGAUGAGUCACAAGAUUUCUAUAAGAGGCAACAGCUACGGGAACUGGCCAUGCUCAAUUCUAAUUUUAGAGAAGAGAGCCCUCGACCAAGUGGUAGUGUCUCUCCUUUCAAUUCAAAUGGAAUGAAGCGGGCAAAAACUGGGCGGUAGAUGAAUAUUCUCCUCUUCAAUGGUUUCUCAGAUCGCAGACGCUGGUGACAUAUGUACCUCCCAAGACAUCUAACUGCAAAAGAUCAACAGAAGGGAGGGGUUUGAUGGAACUGGUUGAUGAGUUUUCUGGUGGGAAUUUCUUUGUGACAACAGGAAAGGGGUAAAGUAGAUAUCCACUACGGUUUUUAUUGGCUGUAGUUUGGCUUUGAUGAUGUCCAUAUGUUUGUUGUAAGCUUAGGGCAUUUAUUAGUUUUAUUUUUGUUUCACUAACCUCAGGUUAUGGUUUGACAUGUGUGGGAGAUGUAUUAAUUGUGCAAUAGCAAGCCCUAGUCCAAGGGAUCUUCACUUGAGUCUGUUUGUUAGCUAUGUGAGUCGUCUGAUAUUUUUUCUUUAACAAAUGGUUAUUUUCAUAUUUAUGAAACAGAAAAAUUUAAGGAAGUAUACUUGGAAUUUGGCUUCUCC
Messenger RNA from Nelumbo nucifera (sacred lotus), 1659 nucleotides. RefSeq names its product KH domain-containing protein At2g38610-like. The record is from RefSeq and is a predicted model, not a curated record. Gene Ontology annotation, cellular component: nucleus. Gene Ontology annotation, molecular function: mRNA binding. Gene Ontology annotation, biological process: regulation of mRNA splicing, via spliceosome. NCBI's taxonomy places the organism in Eukaryota, Viridiplantae, Streptophyta, Magnoliopsida, Proteales, Nelumbonaceae.